Messenger RNA from Danio rerio (zebrafish), 4362 nucleotides. Lineage: Eukaryota; Metazoa; Chordata; Actinopteri; Cypriniformes; Danionidae. The record is from RefSeq and is a predicted model, not a curated record.
UCUAGAACACAGCAUUUGCAUCUGCAUUUAUAAUCUGUUUACUGACGUCUAUUAUUGUAGAGGUAAUGCUCAACGAAUAAUGAAUUAACUAUUUGCUAAUGCUUCAUAAAUGAUUCUUAGUGUGUAGUUAUUAUAAAGUGCUGCACAAAACUGCAUAUAUAUUAAUUUGGACAGUUUAAUAACCAUUUAUUAACUCAUUCUAAAUGAUCUUACAAUAGCAUCAACUAUUCUUAAAUAACUGGUUUGUAAAUAAUGCAAUACUUAAUUUAGUUAUAAAAAAUUACUUAUUAAAACAUAAUCAUUAAGUCUAGGACUCAGCAUUUGCAUCUGCAUUUAUAAUCUGCUUACUGACGUCUAUUAAUGUAGAGGUAAUGCUCAACGAAUAAUGAAUUAACUAUUUGCUAAUGCUUCAUAAAUAGCUAUUAUAAAUUGUUGCUGCCUCAUGAGAUGCUUUUUUUUUCUCAAAGUUAUAUCUUGUAAAAGUGUUUUAAAAUGAAAAUGUGAUUCCUCAGUAAAACUCCUCUCUGUCUCUCUCUUCGUUCUGCACUCUGUCUGAUUGGAGGCAUUCACAGACUGCAUCUCCCAUCAGGCCUUUAAACGACCCUCUUCAUAAUUGCCCUAUCAUUAAUUCUCCAGGAAAGUAAAGGCACCAAUAAAUUGUGUUCAGUGGUGGUCGAUACGUCCUGCAGAAAACACUAAGAGGGAGGGCGAGAUAAACGAGGGGUGUUCUGGAAAGCAUCUGUGAUAUUCCACUACAGCGCACUAGGCUAAUUCUGUCACUGAAUGCAUGCGCACCAAUAUUUAUUGCACUGAUGAAUAAACAUUAAUGUGUAGCUUCUCUGAAGCUAAUUGGAUGCCUUAAAUGGAUAGCAGUAGUCACAAAAAAAACACAGUCACUUCAAUGUCAUUUCUAUUCGCACUGUUUUGUUUUCUCUGUCCAUUUUGGGAAGGGGAAACAAAGGCAGUGCUGGCAGUAGUAACAGGCUAAUAUUGGCUACAGAGGGCAGCUGACCGACUGCCUCCUGUAUAUUUAGCUCAGGGCCAAUACGCGAGGAGAGGUGUAACAGACAUUGGCUGGCAUUCGCUUCUAAAGGCGUGGGUCUAGUGUGUGUGUGUGUGUGUGUGUGUGUGUGUGUGUGUGUGUGUGUGUGUGUUUGUUUGUGUGUGUGUGUGUGUGUGUGUGAGAGAGAGAGAGAGAGAGAGAGAGAGAGGAGGGCUGGACUGCUUCAUAUCAGUAUUGGGUGCUAUUGGAGGUAGAGCGCACGCCGGCAGCAUGAUUCUCUUCACAUUUGGACUAUGUUUUCAACUUCUCUGCUAUGUGUUGUCUUUCUCAUACGUGGAUGACUUAUUCCCUUUUCCAACAGAUCAUCAGUUGUUGGAAACCAGGAAGAAAUUCAACCCCUGCUGUUUACUGAGUCCACCUCCACCCCCUCUCUUUCCCCCACCCCCUUCACUGUGGAGGCAGGGGUCUCUGAUUGCAUUGAAAGCACCUCAACCUGCUCCAUCUAUGACAAAGACUGAGACUAGUGUUACAGCAAAUGAAGGAUUCACAGAAGAGAAGCACAAUCCUACAACCCACACAUGUUCUUCAGGGCCUCCUGGGCCCCCAGGACCAGCAGGACCUCCUGGCCCACAGGGUCCUGCUGGACUGCCAGGACCAAAGGGACCAAAGGGAGAUAAGGGUGAAAUUGGAAGACCUGGACAAAAGGGGCGCACUGGUCCUCCUGGUCUUCCAGGACGUCAGGGACCAAGCGGAUGGCAAGGACCAACUGGGCCUAAAGGGGAGAAAGGUGACCCGGGAUUGAUGGGAUUGCCAGGGGCUAGAGGACCAAUGGGACCCAAGGGCUUACAUGGAUUUAAAGGGGAAAAAGGUUCACAAGGUUUCAGAGGUGAAAUUGGCUUAAAAGGUGACCGAGGAUCAAUGGGUCUACCUGGAAUGCUGGGACAAAAGGGUGAAAUGGGCCCUAAAGGAGAACCUGGAAGCUCGGGAAACAGGGGACCCACUGGCCGCCCAGGAAAAAGAGGAAAGCAGGGGUCAAAAGGUGACACUGGUGCAAUUGGACCCAUGGGACCUGGAGGCCCUCCUGGGGCCCCUGGUCAUCCUGGCCCUCCUGGAGUGUCCGCCUCAGGACUGUAUAUGGUCGGACAAAAAGGAGACAAAGGACAACAAGGUAGUCCGGGUCGCUGUAGCUGUAAUGUCCCAGCCAACCCCUCUUUGGACCACCUGCACUGGAGUAUCUAUCCCAGAGUGCCUGCAAUAUUUGUGGUGAAUAAUGAACAGGAGCUGAACCGUGUCCAGACUGAAAAUGCGUUGGCCUUUCGUAAAGAUCAGAGGUCACUUUACUUUAAAGACACUGGCGGCUGGAUGCCAAUUCAGUUAACACCGUUCCAGUCGAUGGAGAGCGAUCCUGAUCCGGAGGGAUUCUGCGGAGACAGCAUUGUGCAAGUUGAAAACGGAGAGGAGUGUGAUGACGGAAAUAAGGUGGUCACAGAUGGCUGUGUCAAAUGCAAACUUGCAUAUUGUGGGGAUGGAUAUCGCUACGAAGAGGCUGAAGAGUGUGAUGGAAAGGACUUUGGCUUUCACACAUGCAGAUCCUUUUUGCCUGGAUCCUAUGGGCACCUCAAGUGCACUGCUGACUGUUUCAUAGACUCAACAAACUGCAAGUAUUUCACAUGAGGACACAAAAAGGCGAUGUAUCGUUUCAGCUGGCGAGAUCCAUAUAAACAACAACACUGAAAACUUUGGAUUCAGCAGAAAAAAUCAGAGGCGAAAACAUUGAGGGGGAUCAUUACACACACACACACAUUAGCUAAGAAGCCAUGUACUGUAGCUCAUUUGGGAAAGGAGCCACGGGUCGGCGUGGGCUCCUAGAAACUCUACCAGGAUGCAUUUCUCCAUUCAUUCAGCCUCUGUUGUCUGCCGCUCUGCACCGGCGAGACAAUUUGGGCCAAUGUGGUUGUAAACGGGAGAGGCGGGUGUCUCGUGGAGAUGGUUGAAGGACUCCUCAUUACCUCAAAGUACUGUGUACUGUUUCAGAGGGAAGACAUUUUCUCCUGGUCCACCUUGGUGCUCUGUUUGUGGAAUGUGAUGUGUUACUAUAAUAUUAAGCAUGGGGCUGAGAUUACUGAAGACGGCAGCAGAGAUCAUUACUGAGAAAAUAAAACAAUAGCAGCUUUACAUCUUGAAGCAUAGUAUAAGAUUUUAGACUUAGACCAAACUGGUGAUUGGCUCGGAUGAAACCUAAAAGUGUAUCUUCUCUUAAAUAUCAAAGAUGUAUGUUAGGGGUAGUACAGUUUUGGAAAACUGGGUCCAAAAUUAGCUUAUUGUCAUACAGCUCCAUCAUUCAUAAACUGAGGAAUAAACUAGAGGGGGAAAAGCUGUUGGCUCUUAAAAUCAAGCAAAAUGAUUUCAGUUGUUAUUGAAACGUUUAUUGCGAGUAGGGCUGCACAACUUUGGCAAAAUUAAACAUUGCAAUAUUUUUUUUAUUCUGCGAUUUAUAUUGCGAUAUGAAUGGAAUUCCACUACAUGAGUUAAAUAACUAUUUGGAAUAGUUAACCAUUUUAGAUUGGGAUAAUUCUGUAAAUGUGGAUUAAAUAUAAGAAAUAGUCUACAAGCGUAGGUAAAUUUGAUAAAGAAAAACAUACCUAUAAAAUAAAUGGCGUUUGAUUGUUAUCCAAUGAGUCGAACUGUAUUUUGGUGUACAGUAACUGGAUAAUCAAAUGUAAAAGGAUACCGCAUAGUCUUUGUUUUAUAAAUAAUUUAAUUGUUAAUAAUUUGUUACAACAGUACAGUACAAUUUCUUAGGUCUGAAUGCUUUUAAAACCCCCACAAAGUCACAGGCCUCAAGAAACACUCACGAAAUGAUCAAUUAUAAUCUAGACUCAAGAUUACGCAUGCUCGCGAUGUGACUAUUGCGAAUGAUUGCAUUGCGAUGCUGAAAUGAUAUAUUGUGCAGCUCUAAUUGUGAGCAUUGAAACAAACAUUUCUAGUAAUUAUGAAACAAAACGUCAGGAAAUACUAGUAGUACUUUCUCUAUGAAUAUAUUUUAAAAUGUUAUUUUAUUUCUGUUAUGGUGAAGCUGAAUCUUCAAAACCCCAACCGCCUCAGUGCCACGUGAUCUUUCUGAAGUCAUUCUAAAGUGAUCAUUUGUUGCUCCAUCAUGAUCAAGCAUUGGUAGCGGUUCUUAUUAUUGUCAAAAGAGAUUUUUUUUUUUCACAUUUUAUGUCAUAAGUUUGACACAAUAUACUUUUUUUAGGAGAUUUGUACAAUAGAAAGUUCAAAAUAAAAACAGUUUUAUAGAUACAGUUAGGUCCAUAAAUAUUUGGACAUCAACACAAUUCUAGCAUUUUUGGCUCUGUACA